Messenger RNA from Rhinichthys klamathensis goyatoka, 3517 nucleotides. RefSeq lists its product as uncharacterized. The record is from RefSeq and is a predicted model, not a curated record. Bases 131 to 3187 code for a protein of 1018 amino acids. The transcript has 5 exons. Gene Ontology annotation, biological process: positive regulation of transcription elongation by RNA polymerase II. Gene Ontology annotation, molecular function: protein binding. NCBI's taxonomy places the organism in Eukaryota, Metazoa, Chordata, Actinopteri, Cypriniformes, Leuciscidae.
CACGAGUUUGUAGUGAUGCACGCGCGACCUUUCUUAAAGUCUAGUGACUUCGACACACACAGGAGAGACAAUUUUGGAUAAAAGACAGCCGUUAUUGCAGGUUCUGUUUCUCAUGUCAUAACGGCAGAAGAUGUUGACGUUCGAGGCGCUUCUCGUGAAAGAGCUGCAAAAACAGCAGAGCAGGGCAGAGUUCUGUGAUACUGUGCUGCAGACUCAAGGUGUUUCAGUGCCAGUGCACAGCUGUGUGUUGUCUGCCUUCAGCCCAAAGCUCUGUGGAACUCUGUCAGCCAUGCCAUCACCUCUAAAUGGACAGAGACGACUGAUUGAAGUCCAAGCCGUAGAGGCCUGCACGUUGCUCAGUCUGGUCAGUCUGCUGUACUCAGGUCAGUUCAAGGAGGACAAAGAGGAAGUCCUAUUAGCAGCCUGCAAACUAGGCAUCAACAUACCUCAACGAGAAGCAAAGAGGUUGGCAACUGAGAAAAACACACAGACGGAGUGGAUCAAAGCGGUGUCGGAGAGAGAGUGCCAGACCGAGUCUGUUCCGACACUCCCCUCUGAAUAUCGAAACCAUAUAGAAACAAUUGCAACUGUAAUUGGUCCGUCGUCAUGUAGGAGUGAUCAGGGCCUCUGCACGUAUACCGAUGGCUCUGAUAUCACCCUAGCAACACUUAAAAACGGCCAGGGUAAUCCAGAGAACAUUCCUUCCUUUCAAGUCAUGGAUGUGGUCCCUGAAACCCCUAUGUAUCCCACAGUGAGUGGACCUGCCUGUUUGCCCCAGGUCUACGUAUGUCCCCCUGCAGCUUCGUACCAGCAGCCUCCAACCCCACUGCCAACUCACCCUCACCCUUCUCAUAGUACAUGUGUUGAGCAAUUGGCUAAUCAGGACAGAGUAACAUUGGGGAGCGUUUUAGAGGGCGAUGAGUGUGUUUUAGAAGCGUUUGCACAGUUUGAGAACAAUAUCCCAGGUUUUAUCAACUACUUCCUUGACACUAACAUCUCGCAGGGCGUAGGGCAAAGGGAGCAGAGUCAGAGAGGGAUGAGAGGGGACAUUAAAACUGAGGGAAGGGCAAGAAGGGGGCGAAAGGCGGGGUUAAGCGAAGGAUUCGCUCUGAAGGGAGAAGUAUUGAAUAUUUGUAAAAGAGAGCAAAAUAUGAAUAGGUUCGGAAGGGUGCCAAGGUCCGCCUGGAUGGGGCAAGGUGGGGGUAGGGUUGGCAGGAGGCUAGAUUUGAGACAAAUGUUCAAAAAUCAAGAGAGGAGGAGACGACAAGGCAGAGGAGUGAUAAAAGAGGAAGGAGAGAAAGGCAAGUCUUCAUCAAGGGCCAGACAGAGAAAGACAGGGAGCAGAGGCAGAUUGGUAGAACCAGUGUGUCAGGAUGCCGCUCCGCCCCCAAGACGAAGAGGUCGCCCUCGCAAACAUCCCUUGCCCCAACAAAAUGUUUCCCGAAAUUUUAGUGGAACAUCAGCACCUGAGCAGAAGACCAUGAACCCUCCAGCUCCAUCCCUGAUGCACACCGCACCUCUCCUAGCCGUCAAUCAGACCGGCCUCACUCAGCCAAUGGACUGGCUGAUAGAUGACGUCAUUGCACAGCUCCCUUUCAUGCCCAACAAUCAGCACGGAAUAACAAAUCCUGUCAAUGUAGAUUCCAACGUGGAUCAUCCAAGAGCGCAGUCUACGGUUAAGCUCACAGAUCUUGGUUUAGUCCAACCACAGUCUGAAGGUGAGCUGACUGACAUACUUGACAGUUUUCUGAGAACGUUUGAGCAACACGUUGGUGUAAGUGAAUCAGAUGUUCGAGAUGGGAUGGUGUCCAACGGAACAGAUGGUAGCCAGACCUGUGAACAUACAAACACAUCAAAUGCACAUGCUACUUCUAUGAACACAACAACUCAGGGGGCAAAUGCCUCAUUAUACAAGAACAGACCACAAGUCUCAUUUGUUCAUAAACCGCAGAAACCAUCAGGUUAUUGGCAGGUGUCAGAUUUGACAAUGGAGAAAUCACUAACACAGCAAGGUGAAGAGAAGCCUGAAAAUGUCAGGAUGACCAGAAGCCAGAGUAGGAAGAGGAAGCUGGAAAUUAUUGAAGAACUGCCUAGGAGAAACGAGCUCCCCGCAAAACCGAAGAGAGAAAGGAAAAAAGAACGACUAGAGAAGCCAAAGGUGGAAGCUUCUCUACCGAGGGACGGUGAGCAAAAAGGCACCAGCAGCACAGUUGGCUCAAGCUGCAGUGUUGCGAGCGCAUUGAAGAGAGUCAUAAACACAGCCAGUGCUCGCAAUGUGAAAUGUACCACAAAAACAACGUCUCAGAAGACUUUAGAUGGGUCAAAAACCUCAGAGUUGCAUGAUCGCAAAGUGACCAGUCUUGUAAAAAAGAAACAAGUGGGUCAUGCUAAAAGAGACGCGACCAAAACUCUUCUAGAAGGAAGAACGUUAAAGGUGCAGUGCAGUACAGGGACUUCACAACCCAAACGGCCAGUCAUAAAGAAAAAAACCACUGGGUCCCGUCCAGCUCUGUCUGCUUUUGAAUUAAUGAAAAAGAUCUUGGAAAAUCAGCAGAACAGAGAGGAAGAGCAAAAGGGAGAAGUUCACAGAACUGUGAGGAAACCGAAAGGAAAGGGGAGGCUGAAAAACACGCAAGUACAUGGAGCUGAGGUACAAAUGACGAACAACACAGAGAUGGAUGGUACAAUUAUGGUCGAAGAGCACAAUAAUAGCAGAAUGAACCAAAAAGAUGAGGAAACAAAAGGGAGAAUGGAGGAGGUUGGCAACCAGAUGACCAUGUGCCUUCAGCAGACUCUGCCUUCAGCUAAAGAUUGCAGAAUGUCAAAUGGAGAGAAACCGAUGGAGAACAGCUACAACAAAGCAAGACUUGAGACUGCUGCCUCUCCCAAUGAUGCUCCUUUUCAAAGAUGCAGCACAGAAGGCGUCAUGUUUAAAAACAGGUCAGACAUGCCUUUUGUCUCGCAUGCACUGGAUCCCACCGUGCCUCUUGAGAAACUCCGAAAUACACAAGGGGCCACAGACAGUUUAGAGGAGGAUGAGGAUGUUGAUGUCGUGGAGGUCUCUAGUUCCUUGUCCGAGUCCUUCUCUGUGCUGCCGGUCUCUGCGGACAUUGUUCUCAGCACAGAGGAGGAGGAGGACGAUGACGAAGACUACGAGAUUGAUGUGAUAAGUUUAGGAUCCAAUUAAACAUGGACAAAUUUCCUUUACUGUUUAAUACCGUUUAGCUUUAGUACUAAAUAAAUGUCCAUCGAUGCAUAUUUGUAGUACAUGGUACCUUUUCCCUGUAAAUAAUUCAAUACAGAGUUUACACAAAUGUGACCGUUGGCAGUAUUUGCUAUUUUGACUUUGGUGGCUUCAGUUUCAGGCAUCAGAAAUUUUUAUAGUUUUAAGUUCUGAAUGUUAAAGUUGUUUAUUUGUGUGACAACCAUGCCUUCUUAUAAAUAAUGAGACUGCUAUUAAUGUCCGCAGAGUUUUCUUGUCGUUUCCCAUGUUCUGAAUAAAAAGACAUGGAUCAGA